UCUCUCUCCCCCCCCCCCCCCGCCCUCACACGCGUUGCAUGCGUCCGUCCCCGCGCCGGCGGGCGGCCGCCUGGCUGCUGGCGCUGCCGUCGGGGCGCGGCGGGGAGGAGUGCGCGCGGCGCGGCCGCCUGGAGAUGAUCUCGUUCUGGCUGCUGUGCUGGAAGCUGCUGAGAGCAACAGCUGGGCUAAGGCGGACGCCAGCUGAGCUAACGGAUGGUAACCCCGACAACGAUAACUAUAACGACUCCGCCCGUCCAGGACAGUCAUCAGAUCCAGUUACCAUGGAGAGCAGUUCAUCUCCACCGGCAACACACACGGAUAGUGAAAACUCGGGGCAAAGCCUUUGGGGCGACCAGGAAGCGGAGGAGCACCAUUACACAGAGGUCCAUGGGCUGAAGCAGCCAAUCGGGGACGAGCAGGACGAAGAAGAGGCUGCAGGGAAAGAAAAUGUCGUCAGGGAUGCAGAUGAGUGUGAUUACCUUGUGUUUGCAAUCGGAGAGCGAAAUGGGAAUGAUAAAGGAGAUGAAAGUGGACAGGACACGGGUAGAGGAGGAGAUAAGGUAGAAGAUGGAGAAAGAGGGGAAACAGAAGGAAAGGAAGAAGGAAGUGGAGCUACAGUGAGGGAAGAUGGAGGAAGAGGAGGUGAAAAAGAAGAGGAUGAAUGCAUAGGAGAGACAGUGGGCGAGAUGAGUAAUGAUGCUCCGUCAAAGCUCCUCCUCAUCUCUUGCAGCCCGGAGCGUCUUUCAUCAUCAGAGCCCCUGAUGGUCCCCUCAUGUCCCUCAGAGCAGCCCAUGGAGGCCAUGUUGCAAGAGGCCUUAGGUCACAACAUUGGCGAAAGAGAUGACCUCAGUGACGUCCAGCACACAGGCUUCCCCCAAGCUGAGGUGGCUAGUGUGUACUCGGACAGCGACGCAGGGGACGGCCAGUGGGCUAGCUUUGCACGCUGUGAUGUCACCAACCAGGAAGAAGCAGGCGGAGGAAUUCACAAUACCACCUGUGAAGGAGAGAGCAAGGAAGAGGAGGGAGGAGGAGCCGAUAAGGGGAGAGCCGAAGAACAGUUUGAGGCAGAAGAAGCGAGUGAAACACAGGACCAAAGGGAGGAGGAGGAGGAGGAGGAGGAGGGGAGCAGACACGUGGAUGAUGAAGAGCAGAUGACGUCCAGGAGAGAUCUAUUUCCACGCACACCUUCUGUCAGCUCCACGGGCAGCUCCACAGAGCCUGACAGAAAGGCUCCCGUGGAUCUCUGUGUCCAAGAAGAGGCCCACAGUGGAAACGUCUCCACUGAGCAUGUGGACUUUCUGUUGGCCCGACAGCAGUGGAGGAAGAUGGAGGAGGAGGUCAAAGGUCAGCCAAUCCCCAAACCAGGCCUCAGAGCUCAGGGGAGCUUCCAGGGCACCCACAGCUCCCUGUACCCGCCCACUCGCAGCCCCCGACUCAAACACAGGGAGAUCCAUCCUGCAGCGGCCAUGGAGCCCACGCUGUCCUCCACCCUGUCCUCCACCCUGUCCCCCGGCUCGGAGGACUCGGGCCUGGAGGAGCCGGAGAGUGCAGUGGAGAGAGAGAUCCGCCGGACUCUGGAGAGGGAGGAAUGCCACCGGAGAGAGAGGGGGGGGGUCACACAGGGCCUCACCGUACCCAGAGCCUCCACCGGGCAGAGCGGACGAUCUCCCCCCAGACCUCCAGCGUGCCGCACCCCUACACUGUCCAUCUCCCCUUCUCCUUCCUCUUCUCUUCCCCGAUCUGUCUACCAUGAGAUGACGGCCAAUAAUGUCAUUAUCCUGGAGCCCGGCUGCUCCGGCUCCACCUCCAGAAACCUCUUACUCUCCUCCGCCACCGAUUGGCCGCUUAGCCAGGAUGCUGUGCCCUCCGCCAACGUCAUCGUCGUUGAGACCUCUAACGUGAUCAUUCGCAGCGCAUCCGAAUUCUGUCUAAGCUCCGCCCCCGUGUCCGCGGAGACCCAGGAGAGCACCUUCUCGUCCAAUCCGUUCUUUAAGCUACGCUCCAUCAGCAGCCAAUCGCUGGUGGAGCGGGAGAUCCGCAUGGUGAGGCAGAGGGAGGAGGAAUGGAGGAGGCAGCGGGAGGAGAUGUGGAGGAGGAGGAGGGAGGAGGAGUGGAGGAGAGGGAGAGAGAGGUACGACACCGUGCUGGUGUCUCCUGGCCUGAGCGAUAACAUCAGCUACAACGUGCCAGAGGUCCUAGAUAGAUGUGUGUCCUCUCCUUCGUCCCCCUCCAGGACCCGCAAAAUGGAAAGAUCCAGCAUGUCUUGUGACCACAAGUUGGACUGAUUAAUGAUGAAAUCCUUUACAUUUUAACAAACACAUUCUUUCAUCAUUCAUUUUGUCGUCUAACCAUCACUUGCAUUUGUGCGUCUAACGAUUCCUCCAACCAUCCCGUCCUUUGUUUAUUCACUUGGCUCCAUCCAUCCUAUAAUCCAUCCACUCAUCAUGCUCCAGUGGUUCAGCUGAAUCUUCCCCUCCCUCCAGUUCCCCUCAUCCCUCUCUCUGACGCCGAAGCGACCGAACGCCAUGGCGCAGCGAUGGGAGGCCUCCCUAUUAGCCAAUCAGAAGAAGGAGUGACCAUUUCAAAGCCCACAAUGAGAUCCGACGCCUCCGUUCCUUCCUGCUUCUCUCCAGAAAAGUCACACGGUGUACUGUAAGGUCUUUGAAAAGGUGUGGCUUGAACCCGUGGGUCACAGAUGUGCUGUCUGCGGGACGUCCUGUGAGAAGAGGACUGGUCCUGUCCAACAGCUUUGUUUCAAAGAGUAAGGUUUGGCUUUCCUUAAUGCUUGAACGUCUGAAAAGGUCCUGCUUUCAAACUCAAACUGGUCUGCUGCAUGAUCUGUGAAACAUUGGGGCACAAUGCCACACGUAGGACAUUGUUUAUUAUAGAUAAUAACUUCAUUGACUCAUUCACAAUACUAACCGCAGUCAUAGUACCACCACUGUUUUUGACAUGUCAUGCAGACUUCUAUGUAAACUUUAGAAACACAAUAUUUAUUAUUACCAGUAACACAAUUUGAUUUCGAGCUAUUUAUAAAUGAUGGCAAACAGAUAUGCAUUGAGUUGUAUGACUAUGAAAAAGGUCUUGGCAGUUGCAUUUUAAUUUUAGAUAAAGUAUGAAUUUAGUCCCUAUAUUUUUGAUGUGAUGAACAUAUACAGCGUAUAUUUUACCGUAUUGUAGCUGCGUAGGGGUUUGAGAAGUGACAUUCAAAAAUGAUUUAGCAUGUUCUUUACAAAUGACAAUUCAUAGCAUUUAAGUGCCAACUCAGACUGAAAAAAUCACUGCCUUAAGCCGCUGAGAACAGCACACACACACACACACACACACACACACACACAGAAAGACAAAAAAUGAAUCCAUCAUCCAUUUCGCACAUCAUCUCUUUUCCACAAAGGCAAAACACGUAUUCAAGUAUAAAAAAACUGUCCUAUUUUAUGGAAAAUCAUUUUUUAUGGAAAUGUAAGAAUGGAAACUGGCACAUUCUUUCCCCUUGUUAUGACCCGCCCUACUCCGCCUCUGAUUGGCUGCUCAUCGUGGCCUUUGGUUUGGUUGUGAGAUGAUGAAAAACGGUAGAGCCACAGGGACGGAGCCGGUGGCUCAAUUAGCUUACAGCUAACGGAGGUAUAGUUACUUUGUUACUUUAGCGGUAUUUCAAAAUUAUAUAAUUAACUCGAGUAUUCACAUGGCUUUAAAAAAAGCUGUCAAUUCCACAUUUGUAGCCCAAAGGUUUUAUGCGUGGAGCACACUGUUGUUAUUGCUAUAUAACUGUCCGUGGCUGUGAUGUUCAAGCAAUAUAACUGAAGCACUUCUAAAACAGAGAUUCUAAUCCAGUCUAGUGAAGACUUUUACAUAUUUUAUGUCAUGUUUUGAUUCCUAAAAAGAGAAUUGUUUUAUUGAAUUUGUGCUGCAUAUAUUUAUUGAAUCGGGACAAGCUUAUGAAUCCUUAAAGCUUUUAUUUCUAAAAGGUUCAUAAUAUAUUGUGUCAGAAUGGCUGCAUGAAUUGAAGGUCUGCGAUGUUUUUUAGAUGGAUCUUUUCUGUGGAGUGUGUGUGCGUGAUAAUAAUAAUAAUCCAUCCUCAAUACAUCGUACAUAAAUAGAAAUCCUUCCUCCUUAUUUUGUAGCUCCAGAAGGAGCUCACUGGGUUCCUGAUGAACUCAACUGUCUAUUACAGGUGCAUUCAAGUCAACUCAGAAAUAAGAGACUUCACCUGCCAGGUUGCGAAUAAUACCAGGCGAGUAGAAUGCUAGUGGGUUUUUAUGAAUAUAUUCUGAUUGUGCUCUGAGCAUCGAUGUGAUGUAACACUGUGUUAAGGAAUAAACUCUCCAUCCGCUAAUAAAGUGCAUUUCAGCUGUGA
Messenger RNA from Gasterosteus aculeatus aculeatus (three-spined stickleback), 4354 nucleotides. The record is from RefSeq and is a predicted model, not a curated record. Lineage: Eukaryota; Metazoa; Chordata; Actinopteri; Perciformes; Gasterosteidae.